CUUUGGGAUGGAUCUUUACAAAUCUUGUUUCUUCUCUUCAGCUGAAGGGUUAUCCUUGCGAAAAGAUCCCUGAUGAGGUGGACCACAUCCUUCGGAUCCUGAAUUUGGAGGAUAAGCGCCAUGCACGAUCCAAAACCCUCUCUGGUGGGAUGAAGAGGAAGCUUUCCAUCGGCAUUGCUUUAAUUGGAAACUCAAAGGUGGUGAUGUUGGAUGAGCCCACCUCAGGAAUGGACCCCUCAGCCCGCCGGGCCAUCUGGGACCUGCUGCAGGGCGAGAAGCGCGGCCGCACCAUCCUGCUGACCACGCACUUCAUGGACGAGGCCGACCUGCUGGGAGAUCGGAUCGCCAUCAUGGCUAGCGGAGAGCUACAAUGCUGCGGCUCGCCGCUCUUCCUCAAGAACAAAUACGGUGAGACCACCUCAAGAUCAUGA
Molecule: messenger RNA, 431 nt
Organism: Sinocyclocheilus grahami
Lineage: Eukaryota; Metazoa; Chordata; Actinopteri; Cypriniformes; Cyprinidae
Product: ATP-binding cassette sub-family A member 3-like
Exons: 2
Biological process (GO): transmembrane transport; lipid transport
Cellular component (GO): membrane; intracellular membrane-bounded organelle
Molecular function (GO): ATP binding; lipid carrier activity; ABC-type transporter activity
Source: RefSeq, a predicted model, not a curated record